CGCACCUACGACGCCAUUUUUCACAAAGCCACACACACACUCACAUACUCUGUAGAAUAAUAUUUCAUCAUCUUUCAACGAUGGCUUCCAGUGCUCUAUCCAGCGCGAUCGUAAGCACCUCUUUCCUCCGCCGUCGGAAUACACCAAUCAGCCUCAGAUCUCUCCCGGCGGCCAACACUCAAUCCCUCUUCGGCCUUAAGUCCUCCACCGCACGUGGCGGUCGUGUCACCGCCUACAAGGUCACGUUCAUCACACCGGAGGGAGAAAAAGUAGUGGAUUGCCCAAGUGACACCUACCUCCUCGACGCUGCAGAGGAAGCCGGAAUGGACUUGCCCUACUCAUGCCGUGCCGGUGCCUGCUCGAGUUGCGCCGGCAAAGUGGUAUCUGGCUCCAUUGACCAGUCGGAACAGAGCUUCUUAGAUGAUGACCAGAUGAGCGACGGUUAUGUCUUGACUUGUCUGGCUUGGCCGACUUCUGAUGUCGUCGUCGAAACCCACAAAGAAGAAGACAUUGCUUAAUUUUUUGAUCGAGUGGGAAAAAAGCUUCAUGUAUAAGUCAUCUCUCUUGCUACUUCGCUAAUGUUACCCUAAUUUGGCUCAUCCUAUUAAGAUCACUUAAUAAAAUAACAAAUUCCAAUA
This is a messenger RNA of Capsella rubella, 638 nucleotides long. Its product is annotated as ferredoxin-1, chloroplastic. NCBI's taxonomy places the organism in Eukaryota, Viridiplantae, Streptophyta, Magnoliopsida, Brassicales, Brassicaceae. Bases 81 to 518 code for a protein of 145 amino acids. Gene Ontology annotation, cellular component: chloroplast. The transcript has a single exon. The record is from RefSeq and is a predicted model, not a curated record. Gene Ontology annotation, molecular function: electron transfer activity; 2 iron, 2 sulfur cluster binding. Gene Ontology annotation, biological process: electron transport chain.